Drosophila willistoni is the source of this 2030-nucleotide messenger RNA. RefSeq names its product slit homolog 1 protein. Lineage: Eukaryota; Metazoa; Arthropoda; Insecta; Diptera; Drosophilidae. The record is from RefSeq and is a predicted model, not a curated record. Gene Ontology annotation, molecular function: protein binding. The transcript has 2 exons. The coding region runs from base 193 to 1752 and encodes 519 amino acids. Gene Ontology annotation, cellular component: extracellular matrix.
GUCAGUUGUCGGCUUGAUUCAUUAAUUUAGUUCUAUUUUCCACAAGCUCUUCGGAUCGGUUUGUUGCAUUUACUUGGUUCGCUCGUGAAAAAUUGCUAAAAACAAAACGGAAACUCUUGUAAUUUUUGUUUGCAGAUCUUUGGAAAAAUCUUCAACGAAAUCUUAAAUUAUAAACGACAUACGUAUAUAGAAAUGAAGCACACCUUUUUGCUGUUGCUUCUCAGUGGCAUAGCGUUGCUGCUUCGGUUCCAGGUCUAUGCCCAGCAUGAGGAUAUACCAUACCAGCCUGUGGCGAAUAUAUGCGAAACAUGCGUCUGCCUCAGCACCCAGGAUAGUAGUAAACGCAUUCAUCAAACUCUGAACUGUGCCAUGAAGAAUUUCGAACACAUUCUGGCACGUUGGCCCACAGAGUUUGGUACCCAAUCCACAGGAGUGGAGAUAGUUGCCUCCUACUCGGGCAAUCGUAUACGUCUCUUGCAGCAAUUGCCAGCCACAAAUGCAACAUUGACUUUGUCGUGUCGCCACUGCGGCAUGCAACAGUUGCAGGCGCCACUAUUCAUGGAUGUGCCCAAUGUGGAGGGUCUUUAUCUCAGCUGGAAUGAGAUUUCAGACGAGGCACUGAAACCUGAUCUGUUUCGUGGUCCCUUCAAGGCUACCAAAUAUGAGCCUAUCGCUCUGAAAGAUUUGGAUCUUAGCCAUAAUCGUAUUGCCCGUUUGGAUCGUAAGCUAUUCGAGCACACACCACAACUGACCAAGCUUGCUUUGGCCUAUAAUCGUCUCAAUGUCUUGGAUGCGGCCACCACAGCCUCAAUUGCUGCUGUGACCACUUUGCAGCGUUUGGAUUUAUCUCACAAUGAGAUGACAACGCUGCCAACUGAACUGUUUGGAACUCUUAGCAAUUUGCGUUUCUUGGAUGUGUCUGGAAAUUUAUUUGCACAGGUUCCAAGUGGCAUUCAGCUGUUGGGUAAAUCGCUGAUACAAUUGAAUCUAGCGGACAAUGCUUUUGUCGUUUUCAAUGCACAAAAUUUUCCAAAAUUGGAGGCAUUGCGUCGUCUCAAUAUCAGUGACAAUCGUUCUCUGCGUGUCUUAGAUCGAGGAUCUUUGAGAUUGCCCGCUCUGGAGCAAUUGGAUUGCUCUCAUAAUCCCAAACUUGAGCGUAUAGAGCUCGAUGACUUGGUGGAAAGUCGCAAUCUGACCCAACUGGAUCUCUCUCAGAAUGCAUUGACCACUCUCACCCUGAAUGCGAGUAGCAGCAAUGCAACCUGGUCACGACUUCGCAGCUUCGCCAUUGCUGGUAAUCCCUGGUUUUGCAAUUGUGAUCUCUUCCAGGCUUUGGACCUGGCCGAUAGACCACACAUUCAACAGUCAUCGGAUGUGGCACGCUGCGAUACGCCCUAUAUCCUGGCUGGUGCACAACUUUCUAAUUUGACGGCCGAUUACAUUUGCAAUAUGGUUAUACCGAAGAAAUAUCGAGCAGUCGAUGAGGAACCGCCACGUUUCCUGCGUCGCCGCUAUAUAAUCCUUACUGCCAUCAUUGCCAGCUUUGUUGUGGUCCUCGGUUUGAUCAUUGGCUUCAUUGUGGUGUGUGUGAGGCGUCGCCUAAAGGGCAGUGACUAUGGAGUCCAGCCCAUACGCUACACCAGUGUAAGGGGCAGCAACCUAUCAGCAUUCUCACAGCUCCAACCGGCUUCGGUUACCAGCAAAUUCCAAAAUCCAUCCAAUGCUGCUGUCACCGGGGCGGCGAAUGCUUGAGCCAUCAGUAAAACAGAUAGAGAGAGAGAAAGAGUAAUACAGUGUAUUAAUUUUUGAGCCAAAGAUGUCCACGAAUUGUUCCACCCACUGCAAAGAGGCAUGUGAGUGCUUAACCUGUACAUAUGUAUAUGUAAUUAAAAUGUGAGACCGAUCCUACCGAUUUGAUCCCAUUUUACUUUUAGUGUUUAGAGCUUGCCAUCCGAUGUUUCGUAUUGUACUUAAGUUCCGAUUAACUAGCAUGUAAUCAAUACUUAAAAUAAAUAACAAUUUUAUACAAA